Molecule: messenger RNA, 1146 nt
Organism: Puccinia triticina
Lineage: Eukaryota; Fungi; Basidiomycota; Pucciniomycetes; Pucciniales; Pucciniaceae
Exons: 5
Coding region: 1-1146 (381 amino acids)
Biological process (GO): kinetochore assembly; attachment of mitotic spindle microtubules to kinetochore; protein localization to kinetochore
Cellular component (GO): kinetochore
Source: RefSeq, a predicted model, not a curated record
AUGGCCGAGAUCGACAGAAUGGAUGAGCUCGAAGCGAUUACGAACGCGCUGGACGAAUACCAAUCAACGAAACUAUUUUCGCUUGAUGUAAGACGCGACUUGAUUGGCCAAGAAGCGUCGUUUGAUAACUCGCAAGAAAUCGACACCAAUGAGGACCUUCCUGAAAACGUGAAACAGAUGGAAGUCGACGAGAAACUGCUCACUACUUUGGAUUAUGAUCUGAUUAGUUACGAGUCUUACCUCUCGGCAGUCAAAUUCAACUGGGUCGAGGCCGCUGCAAAAGAAAAGUUUAUCGCGAGCACGAUAUUUGAGGAAAAGGGAUGGAAUUGUUCAUACGACGAGAUCCAAAGACUGAAUGUGACCAACUCGGAGUAUGAGACUACGCUCAAGGCUUUACAAGCAGCAAUUGAUGAUGAUGAAAGCAAGAUCUUAGAGAUGGCGCAGGAGCUCCAAGACCGAUACACGGACGCACAGGCGACGUACAAGCUGAACCGGGCAUUGACGAACGAUAUAGCGGACUUGGAGCUCGAGCUGAACGAGCUCAAGAUGAACCAGAAGGAGGACGACAUGGAGCUGAUGACGAUCAGCGAGGCGACUGAGGCCGCCGGAGAUUUGGAACGUCAGCUGAUGGAAUUGGCCUCCAAGCUCUCGGAAAAUCACCAGCAGAUCCCCAAGUUGAAGGCCCAGUAUCCUAAAGAAUUCAAGCUCGUCGACCAGCUCAGAGUCGAACGGAACGCGCUUGAUAAGGCGGAAGGUGACCGUAGAAGAACCCUGGGUGGAAAGACCAAGAGAAGUUCGAUUGCUAAACUGGAAUCCGCUCGAACAUGGUUAACCAGUACCACUCAAAGUUACAGGGCCGCGAUGGGGAUACUAUCAAUUGACAUUUCAGGCUCAAAUCCACUAUUUCCCAGCAAGUUACACAUCAAGUUUGGUCUACGCCAUCCGCUAACCGGGACGCUUGUGAUUGAAUUCGCUGGGUCUCCUGCGCUUGGGACCCUGACCAUCUCAUCCGCCUAUCUCGACCAAUCUUCUCAGGAUAUCAGCUCGAUUGUCGACCCUCAUGUCCGUAAUGAUGAACUCAUCGCUUUGAUUAUCUCCGUCCAACUCUUCCUGGCCCAGCUCCAAUCUUCCCUCCCCGAGAAUUGA